Ogataea haglerorum is the source of this 3726-nucleotide messenger RNA. RefSeq lists its product as uncharacterized. Gene Ontology annotation, molecular function: hexosyltransferase activity; UDP-glycosyltransferase activity. Gene Ontology annotation, biological process: carbohydrate metabolic process. The coding region runs from base 1 to 3726 and encodes 1241 amino acids. The transcript has a single exon. Lineage: Eukaryota; Fungi; Ascomycota; Pichiomycetes; Pichiales; Pichiaceae. The record is from RefSeq and is a predicted model, not a curated record.
AUGUCUGGCACCGAGUCGACUGAGGAGCCUUGCAACAGCAUGGCAGAGUCGCAGACUCUGUCGGCUUUGGAGUCUGAAGAGCGGCUGACUCGCAAGGAUUCUGGCUCGCAAUCGCAAAGCCCUGCUAAACGACCCUUCGCCUUUUCGCCCCACAGACUAAUCACAUCGAUAUCGCGACAUACGUCGCCUCACAAGCCGCGACCGAAAUCUCAGUCAAGGGUGCCCACCCCGAAAGCGCAUCCUCUACCGCCACACCGCCUAGUCAGUCCUGAGAGAGAUAAGCCCUCCAUAGAAGGCAUCUCAAAAUCGUUUGUGAGUUUCCUCACCGCUGCCAGCGUUUAUGCUGGGUUCCAGGAUUUAGAAGGAGAAGACCAACAGGUAUCGCUUGACGACGUUUCUGCGGGCGAAUCAGAGGACCAGCAAGAUAACGAAUCGUCUGAUGAACAGGACGACGACGAUCAGGACGACAGAACUUUUUACGCCACAGACCCUUCGCCCACCGAGCUGACGAUUAAUGAGAACACAGUAUUGCCAGAGCCCGAACCACCACGUCGGACGCUCCGCAAAGCCAGGUCUCGGUUCGAAUUUUCUGUGGUAAAGAGACUCUCCGAGAAUGAGAAUGAUCAGCUGGCCCAGAAGAGAGCUGUCGCCCUAUCGAACAAGCUGAAGAGAACGUUUGACAUUUCCGACACAGAUGAGUUCAUCAGCGAUUAUCCGUGCUGGCUGAUGGGAGAAGUUCUGCUGCAAGGCCAUCUCUAUAUCACCAAGCACCACAUCUUGUUCUUUGCAUUUUUGCCCAAAAAACAGGGUUCCAUCUCGAAAUCGGGCGCGCUGACCACAAAAUCGUAUCCGUCUCUUAGGGAGCACCGCAGAUGGGCUGUCUUACGCAACAACACCUUCAGCGUGUAUUCCAACUCGACAGCUCUCUAUUUUCCACUACUGGUGAUCGAUCUCCGUACUGCGCUGCGGGCGGAAAUUCUCCAAAGCAGUAGCACGCAACAGAAUCCAAGCAAGCCCGUGUGGAUUCGAAUAAUCACAGAGUCAAGAACGCACUGGUUCCUAGCCGACAAUUUAGCUUCGGCUAGAUCCUGGGUUUCGAGUCUGAAGAAGCACAUUUUCUCAUCAAAAAAUAAAGGCGACCAGGUGGCGAUCAAGAUCCCUUUGCAGAAUGUGGUUGACUUGGAGCUGACCUCUGUCAUAGGAGUCACCAAGAAUUUGAGAAUCAAAGUCAUCGAAAGUGCAGACACUUUUGCCAUCGAUGACUACUUCCUCAUGUUCUUUUCAAGAGGAGAAAGAGCCGUCGAGGAUAUCAAGAAAGUUAUUCACGAUGCAGGCAUGGAGAUCUCAGAGGGGACAAGCACUGAGAGUGAGGAGGAGCCGGGAAUGGAAAACAAUCUUCUGAAAUCUAAGAUUGAGCUGCUAAAAAAAUCUCCGUCCAUGGUGCAGACCUCUCGUAAGUCGGGCAUCCCUGCCAUCCGAACGGAGGAGUCUGCUGACGACCUCAGCCAGGAGGAAGGGUCCGUGCAAAGCUCAAAGUUUGUGUCUGAUGAUGACAUUGAGGCGGCAGACGAUAACGAAAUGCUGGAAGACACGCAACCAGAAGACAAUCUGAAAGAUGCUGAGAAGGAGAGCCAGGAAAAGAUGUCUAGAACUAGUAGUCGUCGUGCAUGGUCGACAAGGUCUUUAGUACAGGGCCUAAGUGCUAUUACUCAAGGGUGGAUGUCGCCAUCUCCCAUGGCUCAUUUCGACGAGAAAUACGCGAUGGUGCGAGGAGAGGAGGACUCAUACUUUGUCAAGGAUUCGGAGCAGCGUAAAUCAGCUACGGAGCGGUUCAGAAAGCACUUUUCUCUCACGGAGAGUGAAAAGCUUAUUGCCACAUACCAUGCGUACUUGGUCAAGGGACUUCCUGCCUACGGCAAAAUAUAUCUUGGGUCCAACGAGAUGUGUUUCCGCUCCACAUUGCCCGGCACAGGAACAAUAAUGAUCCUUCCCUUUUUAGAUAUCGAAAACGUGAACAAGGAGAAGGGUUUUCGAUUUGGAUACUCUGGGCUAGUGGUCGUCAUUCAUGGCCACGAGGAAUUGUUUUUCGAGUUUGCCAGCGACCAGGCUCGUGACGAUUGCGAGUUCAUGCUUUUGAAGCAGAUGGAUAUGUUCAAGAAAGGAAGCACCGAUAGCAGUCCUCCAAAUGCGAGCGAAGGUUCGAGCGAUGAGAGCUGCAACCUGGCGGAGUCGAAUACAAGUUUAGCAUCUGCCAGAUUGAGGAUGUUUGAGAACCGUAUCCAUGAUGCGAUAGGCUUGGAUGUGCCGAUUAUCAUAGAAGAGCAUCCAUUGACAAAAACCAAAGUUCGGCCACAGAAAUCUUACAAAUUCACACUUUUGACGAUUGGAUCGCGAGGAGACGUUCAGCCAUACAUUGCGUUGGGAAAGGCUUUGAUAAAAGAAGGCCACCAGGUUCGUAUUGUCACCCAUGCUGAGUUUGAGCCCUGGAUUAAGGCACACGGUAUCAAGUUUGCUUCGAUAGCGGGGGAUCCAUCUGAACUCAUGGCACUGAUGGUCACCCAUCCAACCAUAAACUACAACUUUAUAAAGGAGGCAAAGUCGAAGUUCCGAAGCUGGAUCGACGACCUAUUGGUCACAUCCUGGAAAGCGUGUCAGGACACAGAUAUUCUGAUUGAGUCUCCUUCUUCAAUAUGUGGGAUCCACAUUGCUGAGAAGCUGCAAAUUCCUUACUUUCGUGCUUUUACCAUGCCAUGGACACGUACAAGAGCGUAUCCUCACGCUUUCAUGGUUCCUGAUCAAAAACUGGGCGGCGCCUACAACUAUAUGACCCAUGUGGCUUUUGAAAACGGAUACUGGCGAGGAACCGCUCAUCAGGUGAAUAAAUGGCGUGUUGAGACGUUAGGACUGCCAAAAACGUCUUUAGCCGAGAUGAAGCAGAAUAGCGUUCCUUUCCUCUACAACAUCUCGCCAACAGUCUUCCCUCCUUCUGUGGAUUUUGUUGAGUGGGUCAAAGUGACCGGUUACUGGUUUUUGGAUGAAAGCGAGACAUACCAGCCACCCGAAGCUCUAAGUAAGUUCAUUGAGCAGGCGAGAAAAGAUGGCAAAAAACUGGUUUACAUAGGAUUUGGGUCCAUCGUGGUCUCCAAGCCGUCAGAACUUACCCAAGCCGUCGUGGAUGCCGUUCUCGAGGCCGAUGUCAGGUGCAUACUGAACAAAGGGUGGUCGGAUCGUCUGGGAGCUAAGACGGAGAUUGAGGUCAUGCUUCCGCCUGAGAUAUUCAAUGCUGGAAGCGUGCCCCAUGAUUGGUUAUUUCCCCAAAUCGACGCUGCCGUUCAUCAUGGAGGCUCUGGAACCACAGGGGCUUCGUUGCGAUUUGGCCUGCCGACAAUCAUCAAGCCGUUUUUUGGCGACCAGAAGUUUUACGCGGGAAGAGUCGAAGAUCUUGGAUGCGGGCUUAGUUUGAAGGAUUUGAACUACAAAAGUCUUGCGCGGGCACUCAAGGAGGUGACCACCAACACAAGGAUUAUCGAGAAGGCCAAACUUGUCGGAGCCAGAAUCCGGUCCGAAACAGGCGUUCAAACUGCCAUUGAAACAAUUUACAACGAGAUGGAGUACGCUCGAAGCCUAUCUAUCAGCAAAGUGAAACAGGUUUCUGUUGUCAAGAGCGACGAGGAGUUUGACGACGACAAAGACGAGGAAGUCGAAGGCUCGUGGCUACUUGUUUGA